ACCCAGGCAAAAGAAGUCAAACAAUAGCCAUUGGGGAGGUGACGGGAAAAAAGAAAGAGGAGAAAGAAAAACAUCAAUGGCAAUGACCAGGAUGAACAAAGCUGCUAAGUUUGGGACUAUCGCAUCUUUGCAGCCACGAGCGUCUCGAGCUUUCUUUUUACGACCAGUCAAUUUUUUUUCGCUUGUUCACUCGUUUUCUCAUAUACUGAUUGGCCUACUCGGCCCGUCCCUGGAUCCCAUGACAGCUGCACAUCUUAUCCAUCGGCAUUUUCUUCUGGGCUAGAGCAGCGUCAGUCUAGCGAGCUGCCUUCCAUCGCAUGGGUUGCCUUCUUUUUGAUGGCUCGUCGUGAACUGCCCCCCCUCAAGGACUGACCUACUUACUCGGGCACCAUGCUUCGGAUAGUAUCCGUCAGUCCCUUCUCUCAGACCGACAUGAUUCAGACCAGGGACGCGCCUACCCCGUGCAGCCCAAAGUCCCUAACCUUCCUUCGGCCGGCCUCUCCUCAGACGUUUCUGUACUUUUUUCUUGGGUUUCAUGGGUAUUCCCAGGCGCGUCCGUAUGUCAGAUGCCAAAUGGCUCGCUGAAUAUUGUCACAGCAGCGGCUGAGGCUGACCCUGGUAUCACGUUGGCUUUUCCUUCCCGGGGGUUCGGUCACCAUUGAGGGGUUCUCCACCGCGCUUUGACCGGAAGCAAAGAGAAGAUCAAUAGCCGGCAAGUUGAAAAAAUGAGCUCAUCAUAAGAACCACUGUCAUUAGUCAAGGCGCGUAAUAGCACCGGAGAAACCUCAGGUUACAUGGAUCGGGACGGCCGAAGAUAAGAGUAUCCGGACGCCUGGUAUCGAGUAUCAACCAAUUAUACGGUGGUCAAUUGUCCGUGGCAAGGAAACCAGAUGGGAAAGAAGGCUGACUUCAAUCCUGACCGAACCAACCCAACCCAAUCGCCAACCACGGCAACCAGCUCCCCCUUUUGAUUCAGCCCUUGGUAUCCACUAUUCACUAUCCACUACCCACCGACUUGUCUAUAAGCCAGCGCCGACGAUCCCAUCUGUCAGACUCUCCGCUUCACGCCAUGCACCUGCACAGAGCACACACGUCGGAACAUGGAUCAGCCUGGAUCGCCGCUGUGUCAACCUGCUGACAGCUGGUAACUGACUGACCACUUGGCCUUUCCCCUUCCCCUCACCCACAGAACAGAGCAGUGGUACCUGUCGAGUUCAACAGAUGUAUGUACCCUGCCCCACGGUCUUUCCUAUCUGAUCACCCAGGCUCGGGCACCAGCCGGAAAGACAUGUACGUACCAUCCAUGUAGGUACGCAAAAAUA
Aspergillus candidus is the source of this 1322-nucleotide messenger RNA. RefSeq lists its product as uncharacterized. The transcript has 2 exons. The coding region runs from base 77 to 283 and encodes 68 amino acids. NCBI's taxonomy places the organism in Eukaryota, Fungi, Ascomycota, Eurotiomycetes, Eurotiales, Aspergillaceae. The record is from RefSeq and is a predicted model, not a curated record.